Messenger RNA from Argiope bruennichi, 1680 nucleotides. Its product is annotated as kinesin-related protein 10-like. Bases 1 to 1680 code for a protein of 559 amino acids. The record is from RefSeq and is a predicted model, not a curated record. The transcript has 2 exons. Lineage: Eukaryota; Metazoa; Arthropoda; Arachnida; Araneae; Araneidae.
AUGUCAUUUCCAAGUACUGAUAAUUAUUCCCCGUUUCAUGAGAGGAAAUUUCGAAUCUCAGGUAAGAAGAAAGUCAGACGUCGUCGUAAAGUUAGGUCUCAGGUACACAAUGUGCCUGAAGCAGAAAACAAAGAAUUGCCUCGCAAAGUAUUAGUAGAAAUCGAAGUAUUUAUGCCAACAGUAGAUGUUGAAAACAAUACGCUGAUUCCGCCAAGGUUCGAUCGGCCUAUUUUUAAAUAUCGUGAAAUAGACAAUGAAGAGCAGCCAUUGAAAAUAUCAGAAGUGACAAAUGAAAGUAUCAAGAUUAAUACAAAUAAGAAAAAUGCUACGUUUUCUGUAGCUAACGAGGACGAACAACCAAUAAAAACAUCAGAUAAUAUUAAUGAAAGCUCAAACAUUGAUGCAAUCAAGAAAAGAAAUGAUGUUGACAUAGUUAUCAAGGACGAACAAUUAAUAAAAACAUCAGACACUGUUAAUGAAAGUUCAGACAUUGAUGUAAUCAAGGAAACAAAUGAUCUUGGCACAGUUAUCAAAGAUGAACAGUCAAUAAAAAUAUCAGACACUGUUAAUGAAAGUUCAGACAUUGAUGUAAUCAAGAAAAGAGGUGAGCUUGGCAUACUUAUCAAUGAAGAACAAUCAUUAAAAAUGACAGAUAUUGCUAAUGAAAAUUCAAAUGUCAAUGCAGUCAAGAAAAGAAGGAAGCGUGCCACGGUGAUCAAAGGCGAACAACUGUUUAAAGUCUCAGACAUUGCUAAUGAAAGCUCAAACAUUGAUGCAAUCAAGAAAAGAAGAGAACUCGACACAGUUAUCAAGGACGAACAAUCAUUGCAAACAGCAGACAUUGCUAAUGAAAGUUCAAACAUUGAUGUAAUCAAGAAAAGUGAUCUUGGCAUAGUUAUCAAAGACGAACAAUCAUUAAAAACAUCAGACAUUGGUAAUGAAAAUUCAAAUGUCAAUGGAUUUGAGAAAAGAAGGAAGCGUAUCACAGUUAUCAAUGACGAACAAUUAUUAAAAGCAUCAGAUAUAGCUAAUGAAAGUUCAAACAUUGAUGUAAUCGAGAAAAGAAGUGAUCUUGUCAAAGUUAUCAAUGGUAAACAAUCAUUAAAAACAUCAGACAUUGCUAAUGAAAAUUCAAAUGUCAAUGUAGUCAAGAAAAGAAGUAAGUAUGUCAAAGGUUUCCAGGACAAACUACCAUUAAAAACGUCAGACACUGCUAAUGAAAAUUCAAAUGGCAAUUCAGUCAAGAAAAGAAGUAAGUAUGCCAAAAUUAUCAAGGAUAAACAGCCAUUAAAAAUAACUGAUGACACUGUUAAUGAAAAUUCAAAUGCCAAUGUAGGAAAGAAAAGAAGGAAGCGUGCCACAGUUAUCAAAGGCGAACAACCAUUAAAAACAUCACAUAUUGCUAAUGAAAGCUCAAACAAUGAUGCAAUCAAGAAAAGAAGUAAGUGUGCCACAGCUAUCAAGGCGGUCUCUGAAAGUAUUUCUAGGAUGAGCCAAGUAUUCAGACCACCUAAAAAUAAAAAAUCUGCAAGUAAUUCCGUCAUAUUUCCAGGAGAUAAGAUUUCUUCGAAAAAGAAACAAUCUAAUACAACAAUAUCAACAGAAACUAACAAAGCCAGCUCGCUGGCUUCUGUAAAGUCUGUUAAAACAAUCAAGUUUCUGUCCCCUGAAGACAGUUAA